AUGAAACUCAAGAAAAAAGAUUUCACAGUGAACCACAUGGGAACAAUGACCAUAAUCCCUGAAGAACCUGACAUAUGGAUCCUCUACAAUAUCAUCAACCCCGGCGAUUACGUUACGGCCGAUACCUCCCGGAAGGUCCACCACCAACUCAACGACGCCAAAACCACCACCGCCUCCCGGGUCAAGCUCUCCAUCCACCUCAAGGUCACCUGCCGCGACUUCCACAAAGACUCUUCCACCCUUCGCAUUCACGGCCGCAACCUCGAGCCGAACAAUUACAUCGCCGUCGGAUCCUUCCACACCCUCACCUUGGAGCGCAACAAGCCCUUCGAGCUCCACAAGAAGCUUUGGAAGGACGACGUCAUCGAGGCUCUCCAGGAACGAGAGAACCACGAAGCUUGCCCCGAGGCGGAACUCGCAGUAAUUCUCUUUCAACAAGACCAUGCUGAGAUUUAUCUGAUCGGAAAAGGCGUAACUGCUAUGGUUUCGAAGGUUGAAACGUCUUCUUCGAGGAGCGGAGGAAGAAAGUCUUCAUCUUCAUCUCCUUCUUCUUCAAACUCAAAGAACGUGUUCUUCCGCGAGGUUUUCACAGCGUUCAUAAAGCACGUGGAUCUGAACAAAGUUAAGAACACUGUGAUCGCAAGCGAGGAUUCAAAAAAGGACGAGUUUCGAAGGUUUAUGAUAUCGGAGGCAAAGAGGAUGAAGAUGAGAAGCAUAGAAGAGAAUAUAGGAAGGAUCGUGGUGGCUGCAGGUGGUGGUUGCAACGGCGAUUUGAAGGAUCUUUUGGGAGAAGGCACGGUGAUAAACCUUAUGAAGGACAGCAAGGUAGGGUUGCAGAUUAGGGCACUGAAGAAGGUUUGGGACAUGGUUUCGAGUGACUCGGAUCGCGCUUGCUACGGACCUAAGAGUGUGGAGAGUGCUCAAGAGAUGGGAGCCAUUGAAACGCUUUUGAUCAGUGAUGAGCUGUACCGGAGUGAUGAGGUUGCUAUAAGGAAAAGGCACGGUUGUUUGGUGAAGGCGGUUAGGGAGAGUGGUGGGGACGCUUUGGUUUACUCUUCUAUGCAUGUUAUGGCAGAGCAGUUGCAGCAACUCACUGGUAUUGCUGCCAUUCUCAGGUUUCCGUUGCCUGCUAUUGAUGAUGAAGACAAUGAUGAUGCUUAUUAG
Arachis duranensis is the source of this 1164-nucleotide messenger RNA. Its product is annotated as protein PELOTA 1-like. Gene Ontology annotation, biological process: nuclear-transcribed mRNA catabolic process, no-go decay; nuclear-transcribed mRNA catabolic process, non-stop decay; nonfunctional rRNA decay. The transcript has a single exon. The coding region runs from base 1 to 1164 and encodes 387 amino acids. NCBI's taxonomy places the organism in Eukaryota, Viridiplantae, Streptophyta, Magnoliopsida, Fabales, Fabaceae. Gene Ontology annotation, cellular component: cytoplasm. The record is from RefSeq and is a predicted model, not a curated record.